AUGGCAACAGAGGCCAUGACUGAUGGGGAUCCAGGUGAAACUGAGGUCCAGCUCCCUGACUCUUCAGAGGCCAUGACUGUUGGUGAUCCAGGUGAAACUGAGGUCCAGUUCUCUGAUUCCUCAGAGGUGAAAGCUGUGGAGAAACGUGCCUCGUGUGGACAGGGAUGGACCGGCUGUGGAAAUCGCUGCUUUAGAUUUUUCUCAUUCGGCCGAACUUGGUCUUUGGCAGAGGGGUACUGUGUGAGCCAGCGAGGGCAUCUUGCAUCCAUCCACAACAUUAAGGAAGCACGUCUUGUGGGGAGGUUGUCUAGGAACAAGGGCUUGACUUGGAUUGGGGGCGGGGGAUCCGCUGAGGGUUUUACAUGGUACUGGACUGAUGGAAGUGCAUUUGACUAUUCCAAUUGGGGUGCAUGGGAGCCCAAUAACGGUAGUGGAAAUGAACACUGCAUCAACAUCAACUACAAAGGUGAAGGCGUUUGGAAUGAUCUCCCCUGCCACCAGUCUCGCCCGUUUGUGUGUGCCAAGUAG
Clupea harengus (Atlantic herring) is the source of this 528-nucleotide messenger RNA. Its product is annotated as ladderlectin-like. The record is from RefSeq and is a predicted model, not a curated record. Lineage: Eukaryota; Metazoa; Chordata; Actinopteri; Clupeiformes; Clupeidae. The transcript has 7 exons. Bases 1 to 528 code for a protein of 175 amino acids.